UACAGUUUUCCACCUGUGGCUGCUUACGUCACCACUGUCAGACAGAGCCGCAGAGUCUACCAGCGCUCGCUACCGCCCUCCUCAAGAAUCUCAAGACCAGGGAAGAAAACAUGGUCAACCUCCGAUCCCAAAAACGGCUCGCCGCCUCCGUCGCAGGCGUCGGCAAACGCAAAAUCUGGCUCGACCCCGCCGAGCAAAGUGAAAUCGGCAAUGCCAACUCCCGCACGCACGUCAAAAAGCUCAUCAAGGAGGGCCAGAUUAUCAUCAAGCCUACUACUGUGCACUCGCGUGCACGGACCCGGGAGCUUCUCGCUGCGAAGCGAAAGGGCCGGCAUACGGGUCCUGGUAAGAGGAAGGGUACUGCUGAGGCUAGGAUGCCAACGAAGGUGCUGUGGAUGAGGAGGCAGAGAGUAUUGAGGCGGCUAUUGAGGAAGUACAGAGAGGCUGGAAAGAUUGAUAAGCACUUGUACCACUCGUUGUACCAGAAGUCGAAGGGUAACGUCUUCAAGAACAAGCGUGUCCUUAUGGAAUACAUCCACAAGGCCAAGGCUGAGAAGACCCGUACAAAGGUCCUUUCAGACCAGAUGGAGGCUCGCCGUGUCAAGAACAAGGCCGCCCGGGAACGUCGUGCUGCCCGUGUUUUGGAGAAACGACAGGGUAUUCUUGCUGUCGAGAACGAAGCUGCCGUCCAGGAGUAAAUCUCAGAUCGUACCUACUACCUCUGCAUUCUGAUUUGUAUGGUUACGCCGCUAUGCCCACAAUGCAAACACCCCCAUGCCUGCCCCAAGUUCUCCUAUCAGGACCUCAUCGAAAGUGGAAAUAUGCAUACCUACCAUGCAAAGGUUGUCAGUACUCCUGAUCGUAUUGAAAGUCACCUGGUAAUUGAAUUUCUUGCUGGGGGAGAUCUAUCAUUAUUUUGGUAGAUCUCUUCUCUAGUGGAGAUGUCCAUUGACUCUGUUCUGAGAUGAUGUGGGGUUAUAUUCACGACUAAGGUGCCUGUUCCAUGCGGGUUAUGUCGGUA
Messenger RNA from Desarmillaria tabescens, 1021 nucleotides. Its product is annotated as 60S ribosomal protein L19. The coding region runs from base 111 to 698 and encodes 195 amino acids. Lineage: Eukaryota; Fungi; Basidiomycota; Agaricomycetes; Agaricales; Physalacriaceae. The record is from RefSeq and is a predicted model, not a curated record. Gene Ontology annotation, molecular function: RNA binding; structural constituent of ribosome. Gene Ontology annotation, cellular component: cytosolic large ribosomal subunit; ribosome. Gene Ontology annotation, biological process: translation. The transcript is spliced from 5 exons.